AUGGCCAAGCUCACAAUCCUAGUAGCUGCCCUUGUAGCCCUCUUAGCUCUAGCCCAUGCCACUAGUACCACCAUAACAAACACUGAGGUAGAGGAUAACCCCAGGCAACAGCAGCGCUGCCGCCAGCAGAUCCAGAGGCAGCAAAACCUCCGCGACUGCCAGAGGUACUUACAACAACAGGGAAAAGAGUACAAUGAUGCGAUGUCAAAUGACCAGAACCCGCAGCAGCAGCAGCAACAGCAACUCCGCCAGUGCUGCCAGCAACUGAAAAACCUUGACGAGCAGUGCCGGUGCGAGGGCUUGAAGGAGGCCGUGAGGCGGCAGAAGGAGCAAGGCAAGAUGCAGGGUGAGGAGAUGAGAAAGAUGAUGCAGCAGGCUGAAAACCUGCCUUCCAGGUGCAACCUCAGCCCCCAACAAUGCCAAAUUUCUAAAUGAUGCUUCUAUGGGCCCUAAAAUCUGCCACCAACAAUGCUAUGUCUGUGAUAAUAAGGCUCACCCUUCUAGCUAGUUUUUAGCCAGAGA
Messenger RNA from Rhododendron vialii, 522 nucleotides. Its product is annotated as 2S sulfur-rich seed storage protein 2-like. The transcript has a single exon. The record is from RefSeq and is a predicted model, not a curated record. Lineage: Eukaryota; Viridiplantae; Streptophyta; Magnoliopsida; Ericales; Ericaceae. Bases 1 to 435 code for a protein of 144 amino acids. Gene Ontology annotation, molecular function: nutrient reservoir activity.